AUGUCGAUGUCACAUAUAGACGAAUCCAGUGUAACAACGCUUGUGGUGCAGCUUUUCGAAAUAAUUCAUCUUUUGCACCUAUUACAAUUAUGGAAUGUCCAUGCUGCAACUAUUGAGGACGAAGCUCAAACUAACAAUAGCGCUGAGGGUUGGAAUCAUCGUUUCAGUAAAUUCGUCGGACAAAAUCAUUCAACAGUUUGGACGAUGGUAAGCAAAAUACGGUUGGAAAUAACGGCAGAUGAAACGAAAUUAGCACAAGAGUCAUUAGGUGUUGUACAAAAGAAAAGAUAUAUUAAUGAAGACAUUAAAAAAAAAAUUAAAACAGUUAUGUUUAAAUUAUAA
Cinara cedri is the source of this 342-nucleotide messenger RNA. The record is from the annotation of a GenBank genome assembly. Lineage: Eukaryota; Metazoa; Arthropoda; Insecta; Hemiptera; Aphididae.